This is a messenger RNA of Penicillium cinerascens, 219 nucleotides long. RefSeq lists its product as uncharacterized. The transcript has 3 exons. The coding region runs from base 1 to 219 and encodes 72 amino acids. NCBI's taxonomy places the organism in Eukaryota, Fungi, Ascomycota, Eurotiomycetes, Eurotiales, Aspergillaceae. The record is from RefSeq and is a predicted model, not a curated record.
AUGGAGACUCGUUUCAGUAAUAGUAUACAGCGCGAAGAGCGGAAAAGACUAAAAGCGGAAAAAGAGCAGAACGAUCGAGACAAAGCGCAAAAGGACCAAGAUGAUAUCGACGAUCAGAUUCUCUGGGAGGCCUCCUCUUCAGGUUUUAUCGUUGUCGUUCUCAAACCCCCGCAAGCCCUGAGCCAAGCGGAUUCAAUCCCCGUCGCACUGCUACGGUAA